ACGGCCCUGGGCCAAAUGGUUUUACGAUCGUUUUCGCUUCGGGAUCUACCUACCUGCCUGCGAUUAUCUACGUACCUCAUAAAGAUCUUGACUCCGCGGCUUAUGGAUUGCACUUUUCAAACCAGACCAAAACCAGACCACUGUUCGUGCUUCGAGUGUGUGCGUGGUCCAAAAUAAAUAUGCUAAUUUCUUUAUGCACGCGCUAAGUCGAAUCGGGCUGAUAACGCUGUCAUAUGGAGCGAUAUAGGUGGCUUUGGGCCAAAGAGGUCUAGUGGAAAAGUUCGGGUUCCUGGGGGCUCUGCUAUCAGUGCGAUACGGUCCGCGGCGAGGAGAAGAUUGCGUCCAUAACUCGCAUCGAGUGGAUGAAACAUAUAACAGACAUAUAAACGUUUGGCUGACGACCCGUGUUCGCAACCACCCCUCACAAUGAGAUUCCAGCAGCUCCUGCAAGUCCGCAGAUUGGCCAGCGCCGGGGCCACCACCUUGAUGAGGCGACCCACCACUGGCGCCGCCCUGUCCACGGCCAGCACCCACCCCACUGUGAGCAGCGCUCACAUGGCCACCACCGUGCGCACGAUGGCGGGCAGCGGGGCCCCGAUUCCGGAACUCACCGAGAUCACGGACAAUGUGCAGCGCGGCAACUACGCCACCUUGACCGACAAGGAUGUGGCGCACUUCGAGCAGCUCCUAGGCAAGAACUUUGUCCUCACCGAGGACCUGGAGGGCUACAACAUCUGCUUCCUAAAGAGGAUUCGAGGCAACAGCAAGUUGGUGCUGAAGCCCGGCAGCACGGCGGAGGUGGCCGCCAUCCUGAAGUACUGCAACGAGCGUCGCCUGGCGGUGGUGCCCCAGGGCGGCAACACGGGCCUGGUGGGCGGAUCCGUGCCCAUCUGCGACGAGAUCGUGCUGUCGCUGGCGCGCCUCAACAAGGUGCUGUCCGUGGACGAGAUCACCGGCAUCGCCGUCGUGGAGGCGGGCUGCAUCCUGGAGAACUUCGACCAGCGGGCCAAGGAGGUCGGACUGACGGUGCCGCUGGAUCUGGGCGCGAAGGCCAGCUGCCACAUCGGUGGCAAUGUGUCCACCAAUGCGGGCGGCGUGCGUGUGGUGCGCUACGGCAAUCUGCAUGGCUCCGUCUUGGGCGUGGAGGCGGUGCUGGCCACCGGCAAGGUCCUCGACCUGAUGUCCAACUUCAAGAAGGACAACACGGGCUACCACAUGAAGCACCUGUUCAUCGGAUCCGAGGGCACACUGGGCGUGGUCACGAAGCUGUCGAUGCUCUGCCCCCAUUCCUCGCGAGCGGUCAACGUGGCCUUCAUCGGGCUGAACUCCUUCGACGACGUGCUGAAGACCUUUGUCAGUGCCAAGCGGAAUCUGGGCGAGAUCCUCAGCUCCUGCGAGCUGAUCGACGAGCGGGCCCUGAACACCGCCCUCGAGCAGUUCAAGUUCCUCAACUCCCCCAUCUCGGGCUUCCCCUUCUACAUGCUGAUCGAGACCUCGGGCAGCAAUGGCGAUCACGACGAGGAGAAGAUCAACCAGUUCAUCAGCGACGGCAUGGAGCGCGGCGAGAUCCAGGACGGCACCGUGACCGGUGAUCCCGGCAAGGUGCAGGAGAUCUGGAAGAUCCGCGAGAUGGUGCCGCUGGGCCUGAUCGAGAAGAGCUUCUGCUUCAAGUACGACAUCUCGCUGCCCCUGCGCGACUUCUACAACAUCGUGGACGUGAUGCGGGAGCGCUGCGGUCCUCUGGCCACCGUCGUCUGCGGCUACGGCCACCUGGGGGACUCCAAUCUGCAUCUGAACGUCUCCUGCGACGAGUUCAACGACGAGAUCUACAAGCGGGUGGAGCCGUUCGUCUACGAGUACACCUCCAAGCUGAAGGGCAGCAUCAGUGCUGAGCACGGCAUUGGCUUCCUCAAGAAGGACUACCUGCACUACUCCAAGGAUCCGGUGGCCAUUGGCUACAUGCGCGACAUGAAGAAGCUGCUGGACCCCAACGGCAUCCUCAAUCCCUACAAGGUGCUCAACUGAAGUGAUAAGUCGAUAGGUCUACAGUCGUGUGUUUUUUUUUUUAAUUUCCAUAAAUAAAAUGCUUUAAAACUAA
Messenger RNA from Drosophila biarmipes, 2098 nucleotides. RefSeq lists its product as uncharacterized. Gene Ontology annotation, cellular component: mitochondrion. Gene Ontology annotation, molecular function: catalytic activity; FAD binding. The transcript has 5 exons. NCBI's taxonomy places the organism in Eukaryota, Metazoa, Arthropoda, Insecta, Diptera, Drosophilidae. The coding region runs from base 427 to 2025 and encodes 532 amino acids. The record is from RefSeq and is a predicted model, not a curated record.